AUGCCUACCAAACACGGAAUGGAUCGCUAUUGGGCCAUGGUAGACUCGGGCCUCAGCAACGAUGACCUAUCUCUUCCCAAAGGUACGCUUUCGCUCUUCCUAGACACAAAUGACUUGCUUCCCUACGAAGUUGUGGAAACUGACAUCUCGAUUACAGCCACUGUUCAGAAGAUUGUGGGAGAAAUUCUGCCUUCUCAGGGUGGCGUAGCCUUCGCCAAAGAAGCCCGAGACCUACUUAUAGAAUGCUGCGUCGAGUUCAUCACCCUCAUUUCCUCCGAGGCUAACGAAAUUUCGGAGAAAGAGGCCAAAAAGACCAUCGCCUGCGAUCACAUCACCAAGGCCCUUGAACAGCUUGGCUUCUCCGACUAUGUGCCCGCCGUACUUGAAGCUGCAGCGGAGCAUAAAGAAGUUCAAAAGGGUCGAGAGAAAAAGGCAGACAAAUUCGCCAACAGCGGCAUGUCCAUGGAGGAACUGGCACGCUUGCAAGAAGAGCAGUUUGCACAAGCCAGACAGAGACACGGAUAA
Molecule: messenger RNA, 525 nt
Organism: Pochonia chlamydosporia 170
Lineage: Eukaryota; Fungi; Ascomycota; Sordariomycetes; Hypocreales; Clavicipitaceae
Product: CBF/NF-Y family transcription factor
Exons: 3
Coding region: 1-525 (174 amino acids)
Biological process (GO): RNA polymerase II preinitiation complex assembly; positive regulation of transcription by RNA polymerase II; chromatin remodeling
Cellular component (GO): negative cofactor 2 complex
Molecular function (GO): general transcription initiation factor activity; TBP-class protein binding; core promoter sequence-specific DNA binding
Source: RefSeq, a predicted model, not a curated record